CACUUCGCACCUCGCACCGCUCGCACUCGUGGUGUUUUUAGCGACAGUGCUUCUUCUGUUUUCUGUCUGCAUGGUGCAGCAGUGCAGCAGUGCCGACCAUAUAAUGUGCUCGUGGUGAUUGAAUGAUAUAGGUGACUCUUAAGUGAAGUCGUGUUCUGAGUGGGUGCUCAACCAUGGCUCAACCAGUUCCAGAGAACAUUAACUUUGCCAAGGAGGAAGAGAACAUUUUAAAUCUAUGGAAAAAACUUGAUGCCUUUCAAACAUGCCUGAAACAAUCUAAAGGAAAGGAAAGAUUUACCUUCUAUGAUGGACCACCGUUUGCCACAGGACUUCCUCAUUAUGGCCACAUUCUUGCCGGUACCAUCAAGGAUAUUGUCACCAGAUAUGCUCAUCAAAGUGGAUUCCAUGUAGAAAGAAGGUUUGGCUGGGAUUGCCAUGGGUUACCUGUUGAGUUUGAGAUUGACAAAACCCUUGGAAUCCAGGGCCCAGCUGAUGUUGCGAAAAUGGGAAUUCCAGCUUACAAUGCAGAGUGUCGAAAAAUAGUCAUGCGUUAUUCGGAAGAAUGGGAAAAUGUUAUUACCAGGCUGGGUCGCUGGAUUGACUUCAAAAAUGAUUACAAAACACUGUACCCUUGGUUUAUGGAAUCUGUGUGGUGGGUUUUCAAACAAUUGUACAAUAAGGGGUUGGUUUAUCGAGGUGUGAAAGUGAUGCCUUAUUCUAAUGCUUGUAAUACUCCACUGUCAAACUUUGAAUGUGGCCAGAACUAUAAGGAUGUUAAUGACCCAUCAAUAACAGUUGCAUUCAAGUUAAGAGAUGAACCAUUGGAACUUCUAGCAUGGACAACAACUCCAUGGACCUUACCCAGCAAUUUUGCUUUGACAGUAAAUCCUGACAUGAUUUAUGUAAAGGUUCAAGAGAAAUCUUCAGGUAGAGCCUUUGUGUUAAUGGAGAAGAGAUUGGAGAGUGUUUUCAAGAGUCAAGAUGACUAUACUGUUUUGGAUAAAUUUCCUGGAUCAAAACUAAAAGGCAAAAAGUAUGUUCCUCUAUUCCCCUUCUUUCCUGAAAUGGAGAAAAAGGGUGCAUUUACGGUGUUUGCAGAUGGCUAUGUUACCGAUGAUUCUGGUACAGGAGUAGUUCAAUGUGCUCCAUUUUUUGGUGAAGAUGAUUACCGUGUGUGUGUUGAUAAUGGAAUGUUUUCACGUGAUGAUGACAUUCAAUGUCCUCUUGAUGCUAGCGGUUGCUUCACUGAUCCUGUGACACAAUUCAAAGGAAUGUAUAUCAAGGAUGCCGACAAACUCAUCAUCAAACAUCUGAAAGAUGCUGGUCAGCUUUAUCAAAAUUCAACUAUGAAGCAUAGUUACCCAUUCUGCUGGAGAUCUGACACACCUCUUAUUUAUAGAGUUGUACCUUCAUGGUUCAUCCGUGUGCAGCAUAUGAGUGAGACUCUACUUGAGACUAGUAAACAGAGUUAUUGGGUUCCUGACUUUGUCAAAGAGAAGCGCUUUGGUAAUUGGCUUCGGGAUGCUCGAGAUUGGGCUGUAAGCAGAAACAGAUAUUGGGGUACCCCUAUUCCACUCUGGGUGUCAGAGGAUGGCAAAGAAGUUGUCUGUGUUGGAAGUAUUGCUGAACUAGAAAGCCUAACUGGCCAGAAAAUUACUGAUCUGCAUAGGGAGAGUAUUGAUCAUUUAGAAAUCCCAUCUGCUCGUCCUGGUGGUAAACCCUUGAGACGGAUUGCAGAGGUAUUUGAUUGCUGGUUUGAAAGUGGAUCCAUGCCCUAUGCUCAAGCUCAUUAUCCAUUUGAAAACAGCAAAGAGUUUGAGAAAUGUUUCCCUGCUGAUUUUAUUGCUGAAGGGAUUGACCAGACUAGAGGCUGGUUUUAUACUCUUCUUGUUAUUUCUACUGCUCUCUUUGGUAAACCCCCUUUUAAAAACCUUAUAGCAAAUGGCCUUGUUUUGGCAUCAGAUGGUCAAAAGAUGUCAAAGAGAAAGAAAAACUACCCUGAUCCACUUGAGGUAGUAAAUAAGUAUGGUGCAGAUGCCCUCCGUCUUUACCUGAUAAACUCCCCUGUUGUGAGGGCUGAAAGCCUUCGUUUUAAAGAAGAUGGAGUGAAAAACAUUUUGAAAGAUUUAUUUUUGCCUUGGUACAAUGCCUACCGCUUCCUAUCCCAGAAUAUCAUACGUCUCGAACAAGAAGACAACAUAGCUUUUUACUUUGAUGAAAACACUUGUGUGCAGUCGAGCAAUGUCAUGGACUCUUGGAUUUUAUCUUUCUCUCAGUCAUUGCUGCUUUUUGUAAAGCAAGAAAUGGCAGCAUACAGGUUAUACACUGUUGUCCCCAAGUUAGUCAAGUUUAUAGACAAUCUUACUAACUGGUAUGUCCGUAUGAAUAGGAAGAGGCUAAAGGGUGAUGGUGGUAUUGAGGAUUGCCGAAGAGGGCUGGAAACACUAUAUAGUGUUCUAUUUUCAAUGGUGCGCAUCAUGGCUCCGUUUACACCUUUCCUCAGUGAGUUGAUGUAUCAAAACCUUCGUCAUUUGAACAAAACAGAUAAAGCUGAUAGUGUGCACUACCUCAUGUUGCCCACACCAAAACCAAGCUUGAUAAAAAAGGAUAUUGAGUCUGCUGUGUCACACAUGCAAACAAUCAUUGAAUUGGGGCGUGUGAUUCGAGACCGCCGAACUCUACCCAUCAAGUACCCUCUAUCAGAAGUCGUUAUCAUUCAUCAAGAUGCUUCUUUCCUCAAUGAAGUUAAGGAGCUUGAGCACUAUGUGUUGGAGGAACUUAAUGUGAAAUCAAUGGUUCUCACUAGUGAUAAGUUAAAGUAUGGAGUAGCCCUCAGGGCUGAGCCUGAUCAUAAAACACUUGGAGCCCGCCUCAAGGGUGAAUUUAAGGCUGUAACUAAAGAAAUCAAAAACUUAACUGAUGCUCAGCUUCAAAAGUUCUUAUCCGGUGGAAAAUUGGAACUGUGUGGUAAUGCCAUUGAAAAGGAUGACAUUCGCAUUAUGUUCAGUUUCACUGGCCCUGCUGCCCAGGAACUCUCAGAACGCUAUGAAGCUCACUCUGACAAUGAUGUUCUUGUUUUGCUUGACAUUACUCAAAGUGAGGAUAUGCUUGAAGAAGGAAUAGCUCGUGAGGUCAUUAACAGGGUCCAGAAGCUCCGGAAAAAAGCUCAGUUGAUGCCAUUAGACCCUGUCACAAUGUACUACAAAGUAUCUGCUGAUGGCAUUCUUAAGAAUGUGUUGAACAGUUAUAAGGAAUACAUAGAAAAUGCUGUCAAAGGUCCCAUCAGACCACUAUCAUCAAAGCCUGUGAAUGCUGCUGUUAUUUCAGAAGAGGCCAGCAAAGUAAAAGAUGUAGAACUUGCCCUUGUUGCAGUUAAAGGCUUUUGCGGUGGUUACGCUGGCAGUGCAAAUCCUCUCGCAAAGGAGGAACAGAAACAACCAGCAUGCAGCUACAUAAUCUAGAACCACGUCUUGGUGCACAGAGCUGGGGUGUGAUCCUACUGGAAAAUCCAUGCAAUGAAAACAUCCUUAACUUUUCUGGGCUGCAGCAUCAAAUCGAGAAACUUUUUGGUAUUUAUGGAGUACGGUUUGAUGUGUCAGUUGAAGGAAUAAGACUAUCCAGUGAAGUUGAUGUUCUUUCUCUUAACAAAAAAGUUUUGACUGUGUCCCUGGCAAAUCAUCCUGUUCCCAACAGUUCUUUCUGUACUCCAAACUUUCAAUUUGUUGAUGUUAACUAUGCUGAUAAAAAGUAUACAGUUGUAUUUAAUGAGCAGGCAGGACCUGAAAUUCAAACAAAACUUGUCCAUGAAUUUGUGAAAACAUCAUUUAAGACUGAUAAGUUCAGUCUAAUUGGCAGUGUUAGUAAUGGACAAACUGUUAAAGUAAAAUUGGGUUAAUGUAUUGUAGCAAAAGACGUGUUAUUUAUUUGUUUCAGUGCUGUAUCUGUGAAGGCCAACUUUUCCUCCUGUGUGAAACUUUUUAACUCUGUUUAUCUCUUACUUUGAUACAUGCUCUGAGGUGUAAAUUAAAUGGUCUGAUUGUGCAUGUGAACUUAUAAUAAAAUUUUAAGGUCACCUCUAAA
This is a messenger RNA of Frankliniella occidentalis (western flower thrips), 4080 nucleotides long. RefSeq names its product isoleucine--tRNA ligase, cytoplasmic (gene IleRS). Gene Ontology annotation, biological process: isoleucyl-tRNA aminoacylation. Gene Ontology annotation, molecular function: tRNA binding; ATP binding; isoleucine-tRNA ligase activity. NCBI's taxonomy places the organism in Eukaryota, Metazoa, Arthropoda, Insecta, Thysanoptera, Thripidae. The record is from RefSeq and is a predicted model, not a curated record.